Molecule: messenger RNA, 2234 nt
Organism: Neltuma alba
Lineage: Eukaryota; Viridiplantae; Streptophyta; Magnoliopsida; Fabales; Fabaceae
Product: LEAF RUST 10 DISEASE-RESISTANCE LOCUS RECEPTOR-LIKE PROTEIN KINASE-like 1.2
Exons: 3
Coding region: 55-2043 (662 amino acids)
Biological process (GO): protein phosphorylation
Molecular function (GO): ATP binding; polysaccharide binding; protein kinase activity
Source: RefSeq, a predicted model, not a curated record
AAUGCUGAGCUAGCCCAGCCUGCAUGCUGUCAUAAAUCAACCAGGGAGUUAACAAUGGAGGCCCAUGUGCAGUUCCUCACGUUCUUCUUCUUCCUUUCCUCUUUCCCACUUUCCCUUUCUCAACCGGGCAUGGAAGACUGGGAGUGCGGACCAUCCCCUUGUGGAAAAGUUCGAAAUAUCGAUUACCCCUUCUGGUCAGACAAAAGUUAUUGUGGCAGUGGCAGACCUGAGUUCCAGCUAGAUUGUCCCCAAGAUGAAGAUAACUUCCCUUCCAUUCACAUCGAUUCACAGACCUUCAAUGUCACACAGAUUGACUCAUCCACUUACAGGAUGACACUGGUGCGAACAGACUUUGUCUAUGAUAAUUGUUCUUCUUUUCCGACGAACACUUCUGUGAGCACCCCUCUCAAUCUCUUCCAUUAUGAUGAGCCGUCUGUGAAGAACGUGACCCUAUUCUACCACUGCUCAGAGGAAUCCGCUGGGGAAGUCCAAUUUCCAUGCCACCCUGGGACAAGCUCUAAUUCUAAUUCUCGCAACUAUGCUUUCUAUUCGGAAGAUGUCCAUACUGACAUGCCAUUCCAGCACGGUCUUGACAAAUGUAAGCAUCGUAUUCAGGUGCCGCUUUCAAUAGAAUCUCAUGGGUAUACUCGACAUAAAAUCCAAGCCCUUCAAGAAGCUUUGGGUAAAGGGUUUCGUGUGCAGUAUGAUGUCGAUCGGUCUUGCGGAAAAUGCUGGGAGUCUCAUGGAAUAUGUGGGUCGAAUGAUACGUUUCCGUUUAUCUGCUAUUGCCCCGAUGGGCAUCAUCCUCUUAACUGUUCUGUUUCUUCCCCUCCUUCCGAUCGUUCCAGUUCUCCCGGGGGAGUAACUGCUGCAGUCGUUGUGCUUGUCAUGCUCACUCUCUUUUAUUUCUAUCAACGUCGACAGAAGACCACUUAUGCAAAGUCGUCUGUACAAUCACGUACUGCUUCUUCUGUUCCCUCCAUGAAGAUGGACGAUCCUGAGAUUAAUGCAAGUAGAUAUUUCGGAGUCCCCGUCUUCACAUACAGUGAACUUGAAGAGGCCACUAACAAUUUCGAUUCAGCCAGAGAACUUGGAGAUGGAGGUUUUGGGACAGUAUACUUUGGUAAACUUCGGGACGGUCGUUAUGUUGCAGUGAAACGAUUGUACGAGAACAAUUACAAGAGAGUAGAACAAUUUAUAAACGAAGUUCAAAUCCUGACAGGCUUACGCCAUACAAACCUUGUGUCCCUCUAUGGCUGCACUUCUCGGCACAGUCGUGAACUCCUUCUUGUAUAUGAGUACAUUCCUAAUGGAACAGUCGCUGAUCAUCUUCAUGGCGAUCGAGCAAAGCCAGGCUCACUGCCUUGGAAUAUCAGAAUGAACAUAGCUAUUGAAACUGCAAGUGCUUUGGCAUACCUUCAUUCCUCAGACAUCAUCCAUCGAGACGUCAAAACCGACAACAUCCUCCUAAACAACCAUUUUGUUGUUAAAGUUGCAGACUUUGGAUUGUCCCGUCUCUUCCCAGAAGAUGUCACCCAUGUUUCCACAGCCCCACAAGGAACUCCAGGCUAUGUUGACCCAGAGUACCAUGAGUGCUAUAAGCUCACUGACAAAAGUGACGUGUAUAGCUUUGGUGUGGUUUUGAUUGAGCUGAUAUCAUCAUUGCCAGCUGUAGACAUCGCACGUCAUCGACACGAGGUCAAUCUGUCCACCAUGGCAAUCAACAAGAUCCAGAACCGGGCACUGCAUGAGCUGGUGGAUCCUACACUUGGGUUUGAGUCGGAUCAAAAGGUGAGGAAGAUGAUUAAUGCUGUGGCAGAGCUGGCAUUUCAGUGUUUGCAGAAUUUGAAGGAUAUGAGGCCUUCAAUGGAGGAAGUUCUGGAGAUGCUGAGGGAUAUAGAGAGUGAUGGGAAGCAUCGGAGCAAGCCGGAGGUGAUGGAUAUUUCUGCAGAUCAUGUAGGGUUGCUCAAGAAUGAUCUGCCUCCGCCUUCACUUGAUUCUAAUUUGGCAAGCAAGUCUACAACUUCAAAUUCCAGCAAUUGAGUGGUGAUCUUCUCUCUUGCUCAUCUCAGCAAGUUAUCCAUCAUUUGUGGCAGUAGCAGCAGCUAAUCUACCUAUUCUCAGUCUCCAGUUACUUUCACCUGCCAGAGUGGAUAGCUAGGAGAGGAUAUGUGGAUAGAAAGAUAAAAGUUUCCCUAAUUAUAAUUUUGAUCUGUGAAGGAGUUGGUUUUAAA